AUGGCAGUAAACCCAGGGCAAACAACAACCCCUACCAUCCCAGGUGACUGUAACAAAUUUAUUGUUAAUCGUCGGGGGUCGUCUCAGCCAGUACUAUUCUCAAUGGACAACUCUUUGCAUGGACAACUGACUUCUCAAAACAAUUCGUUAUGGCUUCAAAAUUUCGUUCACAUCGCCACCUCCAAUAACAAUUCCGUACAGUCAAAAAGAAGACCAAUUACUGGAUCAAGAAGUUUCACUUUAAUCAACAAAGGUGCAAUUAAAAACAUUCGGCCAACAACUACAGACGUUUACAGCAGCAUGUUUGUCAUUCCCAAGAAAAACCGUGGCUCACCACCCGUAUUCAAUCUCAAUUAA
Molecule: messenger RNA, 357 nt
Organism: Mucor mucedo
Lineage: Eukaryota; Fungi; Mucoromycota; Mucoromycetes; Mucorales; Mucoraceae
Exons: 1
Coding region: 1-357 (118 amino acids)
Source: RefSeq, a predicted model, not a curated record